UCCAAAACUCGAUCUUCUUCUCAAGCUCCUCGGCGAGUUUAAACAUGGUCAUCGAACUUUAGUUUUUUAAUUUGUGUCGUCUCUUUUUUAAUCUGAGUUUGCACCUUCGAUAGGAGAGCAGCAUCACACCCGCACGCGUAUUCACGACCCGUUUCGAGAUUAACAGAGUGGACGAAGACCGUUGCAAAAGCUUUUAUAGCGGGUUCGAGUCCCCGAUGGAUUCAGUGUCCAACGGACCUUUCUAGAGUCUCUUUGGUCCCGUUAGAAUCUCUAAAAACUUCUCCAACAUGAAGGCUUCAGCUGCUAUUACCCUGGUUUUCCUAUCGUUGGCUGUUUUCCACUGCUCAGAGGCAAAACUUGACAAAGCCAAGAAGGAGGCUGCGAUCAAGAAGUGCCAGGCAGAGACCCAAGCCACUGACGAGGAUGUAAUGAAAGUGAGGAAGGAGCACAUUGUACCUGAUUCCGAAGAAGGAAAGUGUUUCAUCGCCUGUGGAUUCAACUCCUACGACAUGCUGAAGGAUAACAGAAUCAACUUGGAAGGUGUGAAUGCAUUCUUUGAGAAGCUCUAUGAUGAACAGGACAAGCGUGAUAUUGCCAUCAAGGCCGCUGCUAGCUGUGCUGCUACUGAAACUGUAUCUGGAUUGAAUGAAUGUCAUUAUGCUGCUAAAUACUUCGCCUGUAUGCAGAGGCAUCCUGACUUUGCCAAGAUGAAGGACGACUUCGAUAUCUAGAUUAAAGAGAUUUCAAGAGAAUUUUUUUCGGAUGUUGAGAAAACCAUCUUCAGCCACAAAAAUUGUAAUCUUUCAAAUAUCACAAUAAUAAAAUUCCAGUUCUUUCAAAAUAUUCUAAUGAAAACCGCUGUGAUGAAAAAUAUACAUUUUUUCUGUUUUUAU
Messenger RNA from Nilaparvata lugens (brown planthopper), 893 nucleotides. RefSeq names its product general odorant-binding protein 19d. The coding region runs from base 288 to 731 and encodes 147 amino acids. NCBI's taxonomy places the organism in Eukaryota, Metazoa, Arthropoda, Insecta, Hemiptera, Delphacidae. Gene Ontology annotation, biological process: sensory perception of smell. The record is from RefSeq and is a predicted model, not a curated record. Gene Ontology annotation, molecular function: odorant binding. The transcript is spliced from 7 exons.